AUGGAAAGUGAUAUUAAGAAAAUUUGUUUCCGAGUGACACUGAUUGCCACUAUAAUGACAAAUAUUCUAUGUACAGAUGUAAUACAGGAACUUUCUGUACCGUUGGAGUUGUCUGUAACGUGGGAUGUAGAAAGCACUGUGGUAGGCUAUGCCUCUUUUGAAGUGAUAGGAGUAGUAGGUUGUGCCAAAAUUUGUUUCCAAAAACCGGAAUGCCAGAGCUUCACACAUUUCAAAUCAACAUUAAAAUGUGAAAUAUUUGACCAUAGUCUUCAGUCCAAUAAUCUUAGUACUUUAAAGAUGUCUAUUUAUAGCGAGAAAAUAAAUUGGAAUCAGGAUUUAUUUAGUGGUUGUAGUGAAUUAAACUGUUCGCUUGGCUCAUCGUGUUUUAUUAAACAGGGCACUCCAACUUGUAUUCCCACAGAGUGUGGGCCGACACCGCUUGUCGCCAAUAGUCAAAUGACAGUACAUGGAACUCGAGUAGGAACAUUGGUUCAAUAUACCUGCAAUCCAGAAACAGUGUUAGAAGGAAGACCAGAGAGACGUUGUUUAACUAUUGGAAAAUGGCAGCCCGAUUUGUUUAAGUGCCAUUUACAAUGUCCCCCAGCUCCAUUAGUUCCCGAUGCUGCUUUAGAUGAUCCUUUGAGAAUAGUUGGCAUUUACACAAACUAUACAUGCGUAAAUAACACUCGUCUUUUUGGAACACCUCAUCUUUAUUGUCAAGAUAAUCAAACAUGGACUCCUGUUGAAUUUGAAUGUAUUCGACAAUGUCCACCAGCCCCAGAUGUUAAUGAUGCUACUACAAAUACAUCAGAUAGAAUAAUAAAUACUACAUUAGGUUACCAGUGUCACCCUCUAGCUGAUGCCUAUGGUACACCAUUUAUUGUUUGUCAAGAAGACCUGUCAUGGAGUCCUGUAGUCUUCAACUGUUCACGUCAAUGUCCAAUAGCUGAAGAAGUAACUCACGCCAGAAAGUUAACCCAUGUACGACAAGUGUUUACCACACUAGAAUAUGAGUGUAUUAAUGAUACCUUAUUAGAUGGAAAUCCUACACGGAAUUGCCCUACAACUCAACAAUGGGAACCUAUACAAUUCACAUGCAUUGAACAAUGUCCAGUUUUAGAUAUACCACAUGCUAUAAAUGAUACCAGUAACAGAGUUCUAACGUCCGCCGUCAAUUAUCAUUGUGAAGAUGGUUAUUUACAUAAUGGUACAACUCAAAUAACUUGUCAAAACGACAGAACCUGGACUUCAAUUAAUUUUGAGUGUAUUGAAGUGUGUCCAACAGAAGCACCACCAGUUCAAUAUGCCCAAACAGACCAGAUACUGAGAUUUGUAGGAACAGUUGCUACCUAUACUUGUGAUCCAGAUACUAUCAUACAUGGUGAUAACUACGUUACUUGUAUUCACUCAUCAAAUUCUACUGUAGCGUGGUCAACAGUGCCGUUUUGGUGUGAGAAAGUUUGUUCAGAUUCCCCACCAGUUGUAAUGGAUGCAACACUGACCACCUUUAAUAGAUCAAAAGGAGCAGUAGCAGAAUAUACAUGCCAUAACGAAACAGUUUUAAUAGACGGACCAGCUACAAUCCCAUGUCUACAAUCACAACAAUGGGGAGCUCAAAUAUUCGACUGUAGAAGGCGUUGUCCAAUACCUCUGGUAUAUCCAAACAGUAUCGUCAUUCAUGAUUGUUAUAUUGCUUUAUAUUGUUACAGAUUGUCCAAUACCUCUGGUAUAUCCAAACAGUAUCGUCAUUCAUGA
Molecule: messenger RNA, 1755 nt
Organism: Lottia gigantea (owl limpet)
Lineage: Eukaryota; Metazoa; Mollusca; Gastropoda; Lottiidae
Exons: 10
Coding region: 1-1755 (584 amino acids)
Source: RefSeq, a predicted model, not a curated record